CUGCCUCCGCCCGCUGCCCGGGGCCGCCCCGCCCGCGGCUGUUGGCUGGCGCGGGGCUGGGCCCGCGGGGGCGCGGGGCCGGCGCGUGUGGGGCCGUGCGGUGCGCGCAGCCCCGGCGGCCCUGGAGCCGUUUCCUACCCCUGUGAGUCGGUAGAGAAAACCAUCUGAGGUUCAAUAUUCCAAGAACUGACCUGCAUUAUAUCCAGAAACUUUGCAAAUAGCAAUGGCCAGACUGUUGCAAGAUCCAUCUAAACUUCAUCCCUCAGAAUGGUACACUGCAAACAGGAUGCAGCGUGCCAGUACAGAGUCCCAGAAAUCCAGGUCAGAAUGCAUGAUAGCUGAGAGUUGGAGGCUGGUGGAUGAAAUAGAAAAGACAACUCAAAAAACCCAAAGUGAUGUCAACAAGAAAUUAGAACAGAGACGGGAAGAGAUAAAAUUCUGGAAGCAAGAAUUAGAUAACAAGCUAGAACAAAUUGUUCAUGAGACAGAGAUUUUGUUGACUUUCAAGAAUAGGCUGGAGAGAGCUUUGGAGGGCUGCAAAGAGCCCCUUGUCAUUGCCCAAAAGUGUCUCGUGUACAGGCAGAGGCGAGUUGGCAUUGACUUGGUGCAUGAUGAAGUGGAACAGGAACUGCUGAAGGAAGCUGAAGUUCUCGAGGGGAUUAUUGCUUUACUUGGACGUACAUUGGAACAAACAAAUGAGCAAAUCAGACGAAACCGUUCAGCAAAAUAUGACCUGGAAAUGGAUCUGAAGGACAAAUUCACAGCUUUGACGAUUGAUGAUUACUGUGCCAGCUUGACAAACGACACUCCUCAUAUUAUAUAUGCUGAUAAUGCAAUGAAACUAGAAGGAAAUUUUGUUAGCCCUGAGGACUGGAUAGAUUUCUCAAACAUAAAUGUUGAAAAGGCUGACAAGCAGCGAAACAAUUCUUUGGCACUGAAGGCACUUAUCGAUGGCGUCCUCUCACAGACGGCAAAUGACAUGCGCAAGCAAUGUGAGAUGGUGAAUGCUGCUUUUAGAAAUAGGGUGAAGGAAGUCAAGGAUGCCAAGGACAAGCUAGAGACACUUCUUGCAAUGGUGAUGGAUGAGACUGCCUCACAGGAGAAGAACAUUGCAGCCUUAAAGAAAGCAAUCGCUGAUAAGGAAGCACCUGUAAAAGUGGCUCAAACCCGCUUGGAAGCGAGGAACCAUCGCCCUAACGUGGAACUGUGCUAUGACACAGUGCACAGCAGCCUGAUGAGUGAAGUUCAAGAGAUUAAAAAAAAUAUUCAAAGAUUAAAGGAUGCAUUGGCACAGGCUCAGACAGAGCUGAAAGGCCUGAGCCGCCGACAGCUUUCCUUGGAGGAAGAGAUCAAGGUCAAGGAGAACACACUGUACAUUGAUGAAGUGCUGUGCAUGCAAAUGAGAGAGUCUGUUUGCAUAAACAAUUACUGAAGUCAUUAUACUGGGAGAGUGUGCUCCAAAGAACCAGAUCCUGCUGAAAUUUUAUUUGCAAACUUCCAAAUUUAUUGGCUUGGCUCAAUGCUGUCUGGUUGCACAAGGUAAUUAAAACAGACCUAGUAGUUACAGCUAUCUGUUUCAGAACUAUCUAUGCUCUAAAAUGUUUGAUGAAAUCUUCCAUUUGGCAAUAAAAUUCCAGAAUAAUGA
Molecule: messenger RNA, 1645 nt
Organism: Motacilla alba alba
Lineage: Eukaryota; Metazoa; Chordata; Aves; Passeriformes; Motacillidae
Gene: TEKT1
Product: tektin 1
Exons: 8
Coding region: 224-1432 (402 amino acids)
Biological process (GO): cilium movement involved in cell motility; cilium assembly
Cellular component (GO): nucleus; microtubule cytoskeleton
Source: RefSeq, a predicted model, not a curated record